CUCUCGGAUAUCAUCUUCAAAUCUGAUCAGGUUUAACACAUAAGAUUCACAAUCGAAUAUCACACAGUGGUGAUAGAGGAGAUUAAGAAAAUGGAUGGAGAAUGGGUUGCUGUUUGCAAAAUGAGCAACGGAGAUCUGGUGGCAGAUAAUGGAUACGCUUACGUCUCUAUAGCAGUUCAAUACAUGCUUGUUGGUGUAUCUGACAUGAGAAGUGAUGAUAAGCCAAUGCAUUUCCUUACCAAUUUCGUUAUAAAGAUGGUGGAGGCAAAUGAGAAUGACAUAGAGGGUGCAAAAAGUAAGCGAAACCCGGAAGAUGAUUUGGAGACCAAACCCUUUCUCAAGAAACAUAAGGACAAGGAGGAAACAACCAAAGGACUUGCUAAUGAUAGUCUCCAGCACAAGUCUGAUCAGGAAGAGACAGUGGAAGGACUUAAUGACACUCCCGAUUUUGUUGAGGAAGCUGCCACAAGAAACAUAACGGCUUUGAAGGCGGUUCAAGAUCAGUUCCAUGUCCCGGGAAAACGGUUUCUCGGAUUUUUCAGUCAGAAAUUGUUCAAGAAAAAGACAAGUAGCAAUGGGUCAGAUCAAGAUUCACCAAACAGAGGGUUAAGAGACAUUGAUAUUGUGUAAGUAAACGUUAUGUGACGAGAAUUAGAUCGAAACUUCGUGUGUUUUUAGCUCUGUAAUGAUAAAUUUAUACAGAUUCCAGUGAAUAUGAAACUGUUUCGAUAAUCUAACAAAUGUUUUACACUCAGCUUUUUCUUGAUGAUGUGUUGUUCCUCAGAAACAGCAGAACCGUUUCUUCUGCAAUAGAAAUAGCAAGCACUU
This is a messenger RNA of Arabidopsis arenosa, 828 nucleotides long. The record is from the annotation of a GenBank genome assembly. NCBI's taxonomy places the organism in Eukaryota, Viridiplantae, Streptophyta, Magnoliopsida, Brassicales, Brassicaceae.